Owenia fusiformis is the source of this 821-nucleotide messenger RNA. The record is from the annotation of a GenBank genome assembly. Lineage: Eukaryota; Metazoa; Annelida; Polychaeta; Sabellida; Oweniidae.
UAACUCAAUAAGAGUCAAUUAGAAAUAGGGGCUUGUUGCCUCGUUUAGAAUGGAACAACCGCCUAACUAUCAUAUUGCAGGUAAACCCGUGCAUCUUGACUUCUGAUUUUGCUUUAUCGUUUAUUUACAUACACGUCUUUCAAGAAGUCUUAUUGAAGCCAAAAUGUCAAGCUCAAGAUAUCAAAUGGUGUUGGGUCUUGUCCUUCUUGUUACUGCUGUAUCAUCGGUCCACGGAGGAUCGUGUCCAUCUCCUUCCCCGGCCAAGGGCUACACAGAUAAGGCCUACUAUGGGCUGUGGUAUGAAAUAGGAAAAAUCCAGACAGCUGGUGGUGCUUACUUUGAAAAAGACUGUGUGUGUACUACCAUCAACGUAAAACCAAAGAAAGGUGCUAACAAUGGAGAUGCGACUGCCGUUAACAGUUGCCGAAAGCUUAAACCAAAUGGCGACUUCCUUAACGCAACGGGAAGCUUGACCAAUGAGGGACCAAAGGGGAAGUGGAAAGAGGGAUUCUUUUGGUUUACUCCAAAGGUGGACUACACAAUCAUUGAACUGGGCCCAGACUUUGCAGUUGAGUUCGACUGUGGCUCAACGUUUGGACUUGUCAACUAUUGCAUCCACAUUCUCUCCAGGACACCUACGCAAAACAAGACUCUUACUACCACUCUACUGAAGAAAGCUAUCAACAUGGGACUGAAUGUGGAUAAUCUAGACUUCAAGCAAACGCUACAAGAUGGCUGCUGGUAGAAUUCAUUUUGGACUAUCGAGCAAAUUUUUUGUCAAAAAUUACUUUGAACGUGGAGAAUAUAGUAUAUGUACAUGU